Messenger RNA from Labrus mixtus (cuckoo wrasse), 4570 nucleotides. Its product is annotated as lamin-A-like. The transcript has 13 exons. Bases 364 to 2304 code for a protein of 646 amino acids. NCBI's taxonomy places the organism in Eukaryota, Metazoa, Chordata, Actinopteri, Labriformes, Labridae. The record is from RefSeq and is a predicted model, not a curated record.
CUGAGUCAGUCUAGCCUGACUCCUCCCAGCAGCCCUACCCUUCCCUCUCUGCUGCUCCCGCCCUCUCUCUCUCUCUUCAGCAGUAGGUACAUGUGCAGUGAGCGACAGCCAGGAGAGCAGUUCAGGGCACGAGCCAAGGGCGCACACACCCACUAGCAGAGAGCAAGGCAGCAUUAUUCAACGGAUCCUCAUCUCUACACUCCUUUAGGGUACGGCGCACACACACUCUCUCAGCAGUAGAUAAACUUCUAGAAAGGUCCUGCACUUUUUUUUAGUACCUUCAGCAGGCUGCAGUCGAGAGGUUCUCAUACAACUGAGACAGUGACUCACACUCUCGACACUACUUUCUGAGCCAUUAUUACCAUGGAAACCCCGAGCCAGAAACGCUCCAGCCGUGGUGCUGGCGUCUCCCCGGCCCGCAUCACCAGGCAGCAGGAGAAGGACGACCUGUGCAACCUCAAUGACCGGCUGGCCACUUACAUCGACAAGGUGCGCUCUCUGGAGAGCGAGAACGCCGUACUGCGAUUGCGCAUCACCGAGUCCGAGUCAUCAACUACCCGAGACUUGUCGGGCAUCAAGGCGGCUUAUGAGGCAGAGCUAGCCGACGCCCGCAAAACCCUGGACCAGGUGGCCAAGGAGCGAGCACGCAUGCAGCUGGAGCUGAGCAAGAUCAGGGAGGAGCACAUGGAGCUCAAAGCCAGGAACAGUAAAAAGGAGGCUGACCUGGUCGCCGCUCUCGCUCGACUGAGAGACCUAGAGGCCCUGCUCAACUCCAAAGAUGCUGCGCUCACCACCGCCUUGGGGGAGAAGAGAUCCCUGGAGGCCGAGCUCAAGGACCUCAAGGCCCACCUGGCCAAGUUGGAAGGAAACUUAGCCGAUGCCAAGAGGCAGCUGCAGGACGAGAUGCUGAGAAGAGUGGACGCAGAGAACCGCCUGCAGACUUUGAAGGAGGAACUGGAGUUCCAGAAGAACAUCCAUGCUGAGGAGCAACGGGAGUUCCAGAGCCGGCAAAAGUCACGCACCGAGGAGUUCGUCGGGGGGCGAUCGCUGGACUUUGACAGCAAGCUGGCUGAGGCCCUGGCUGAUCUGAGAGUCCAACAUGAGGAGCAAGUCCGUAUCUACAAGGAGGAGAUCGAGAAGACCUACAACUCUAAGUUGGAGAACGCCCGUCAUUCAGCUGACAGGAACAGCAACCUGAUGGGAGCCGCUCAUGAAGAGCUGCAGCAGACCCGGGUCCGAAUCGAGGGCAUGUCAGGCCAGCUCAGCACACUCCAGAGACAGCUAUCAGCAAGUGAAUCCAAGGUGCGGGAUCUGGAGGAAGCUCUGGCGAGGGAGCGGGACAUGCUGCGGCGGCGGGUGGAUGACAAAGAUCGGGAGAUGGCCGAGAUGAGAGCUCAGAUGCUUAUCCAGCUGGAGGAGUACCAGGAUCUGCUGGACGUCAAACUGGCUCUGGACAUGGAGAUCAGUGCUUACAGGAAGCUGCUGGAGGGAGAGGAGGAGAGACUGCGUUUGUCACCCAGCCCUCCUACCACCAAGGUCACAGUGACACGGACCUCCGGCUCCAGCCACAGCCACACCAGCCGCCUGCUCAACUCUGCUGCCGCAGCCUCCAGCAGCCGCAACUCCUCCGGCGCCGCCAGCACCAAGAAGCGCCGCCUCAACGACAAUGACAGCGAGACCUCCAGCAUGGUGGGGGGAACCGUGACCAAAGCUCGCAUCAGUCAGCACGCAUCAGCCUCUGGCCGCAUCACGGUGGACCAUGUCGACCUGGAUGGCAAGUUCAUCCGUCUCAGCAACAAGGCUGACGAGGACCAGGUUCUGAGCAACUGGCAGGUGAAGAGGCAGGUUGGAAGUUCGACCCCCAUCUCCUUCAAGUUUCCCCACAAGUUCACUCUGAAGGCUGGAGGAAGUGUCACUAUCUGGGCUGCUUCUGCUGGUGGAACCCACAACCCUCCCACUGACCUGGUGUGGAAGAGCCAGGACUCCUGGGGAACUGGUGACCUCCUGCAGACCAUUCUGAUCAGCGCCAACGGAGAGGAAAUGGCCAUGAGGAAAGUGACUCGCAUCCUGGUCUACGAUGAUGAAGAAGAUGACAUGGGAGCUCACAGCACGAGCGGUGCGGAUAAUGAGUACAACCUGCGGAGCCGCACGGUGAUCUGCGGCUCCUGCGGACAGCCGUCGGGCCGUGAGGGUACUUGCAGCGGUGGUGGUCUAACUGAAGGCCUCGGAGGACAUUCCUUUUUCAUGGGCAACAAUGAGCGCAGAAAGGCCGGUGUGAGCCCCGAGAACUGCUCCGUCAUGUAAACACCAGACACCACCACCUCACCUGAAGCCCCCUCCUCCUGUAGCCCACAAAGGAGAAUAGUUUUCUACAGUUAGGAUGUUUCCUCUUUAUUUUUUUACAUGAUCUCGUCUUUUUUUUUUGUACUCAGAUUUAAACGAGGGUUGAAUUUGCUUUGAGGUUUUGGGAAAAGGGCACAGGAUUUUCAUAUUCAGCUUUUGAGGUUUUUUUAAUAUAUAUAUAUAUCCAAGUUAUGUUAUUGCAUGUGUGCCAUGCUAACGCUUGUUGCUGUAUCCUGCUCCUCUUGCACACUCUCUCUCUCUCUCUCUCUCUUACUCACACACACACACACACACACACACACACACACACACACACACACACACACACACACACACACACACACACACACAGAGCUCCAUUGACCAGUGCUUGUGCUUCGAUCAGAGCCAGGGUUUCAUGUUUAAUGGCCAGGCUGUCAACACUCAACACGCACAGCUAGUGAACCCUGUCAGGUCUCUGCAGCCGCACAGGCGACUGAAGAAUGAGCCCUGUGGGGUUUCUUAGGCAGGUUUAUCAAAAUAGAUCAAAUCUUUAUUCAAAAUGAUGUCAUGUUUACAGUAGACAUUUACUGUCCUUGAUUUUGAAUUGUAUUAUGUUAUUCUGAACUGCUACAUGGAAAAGAAGAUUUGGGUUUGUUUUUUUUGUUUAAAAAAAAAAAUGGAGUAGGAAAUGUGUCUGAAGCAAGACAAAGUUCUGUAAACUCAGGGUCCUCUGCAGGUUCUUUGUCACCGUAGAGGUUGACAUGCAUGUUGUCGUAUCUAGAUGACUUUAGGCUGUUGGACAGCUGUGGUGCAUGCAGAGAAAAUAAUUAAUUGAGAUGAAUAUUUUUGCAUGCCAGAGAAACGUAUUUGAACGUCUGCAGAAAUAAGGAGCUAGUCUUGGUCGGAUAAGUCUCAUGUGUAUCUAAGUUUAAGAAUAUUUAAAUAUGUUGACUUGUUUGUUUUCUCUUUACAAAAUUCCAAAGAUGUUUUUUUGUGAUGAUAGGAAACUGUGGAUUUGUAUUUUUUUGGGGGAAAUAUCAGGAAUCAGUAGUGAAACUUUGCGUCAUUACUGACUAAUUUGGUGCCAUAAAUAGAGUAUAUUUAUAGGAUUUCUCAGCUCAUUCAACCAAAUUAACACUAUUCUUACAGAGAUGCUGCAGUAACAUUUUUUAACAUAUUUUUUUACAGACUGAAAGUGCCUUUUAGAACGGGAGAAGAAAUGCACGUCACGUUCAGCAGUCUUGUGACUGUCAGCUGUCCUCUGGUUUGCGUUGCUCCUAAGAACUGGUCAUAAGGGCUUUUAUUUCUCCUCUCUUUUAAGCUCGCUGGCUUAAAAAAAAAAAAAAUCCCCUGGCAUGAUUUGUGGGGCCUGAGUAGGAUUGUGGGGUUUGUAUUCUUUGUGACUUUGGCUUCAUGCGCUGCUUUUAUUGAGGGCUUUACCAAUUAUGCACAGCAGGUAGAUUUGUACUGUAGUCUGGCAGCUUAAUUCAUUUAUAAGCAUAUCAAAGCAUUUAUGGAAAAUACUUGAUCGCUCUUGUUAGUAUUUUUUCUCUCUUUUUGUUCUAUUUUUUUUUUUUUUUUCUGCCAUGUUAGGUUGUUUUAUGUGCCUUAAAGAGACGUCUAACUUUGACACUACGACCCCCUAAAGUGCCUUAGAGAUGUUUAAUGAAAGGGGUUGAGUUUUCUGCCUCUAUUACACUGAUUUAUAACACUUAAACAAAGCAUUUAUCACGUCUCGUUCAUGUAAGGUCAUGAGAUGUGUUUACUUUAUGUUAUUAUGAACUCAGAAGAGAUCAUUUACAGGGAGAGUUUAGUUUUUGUUUUUUUAAGGCUGUCUGAUUAUAAACCAAGGAGAAGCUUCUUCUUGCCUUAACGUUUCUCAAGACCCUGACAGCUACCAUACAUAACAUCUGAAAAAAGAAUUCAAGUUGAAGUUAAUGACCACGAUGUUCUUACCCUUACAAAAAGUCUAAAAGGCUUUUGUGAAGCCUCCCUGUUGAAGUGGAUCUAGCUGGAGUCCUGGAGAUUCUUCAAAGGAGCUGAGGAUUUGUUAACGAAAAAGGAUUUCUUCUCGUAAUCCAUUAAUGCCAAAGUUGUAAUUUGCUUGAAGAUGGAUUUGUGUUUGUUUCUAUUCUCAGAAUCGUGUCAGAAUUAUGGAAAACAAUGCCUUCAAGUUGAUGUAAUGAAUUAUUCCUUUUUUUUCUUUUCUAAAAACAAUGAUGAGUAAAAACGUCUUUUUCUUCCA